AUGGGUUCACUGAGUACUCUGAUUGAAGAAGCACAGGAGCACAUGAGGACUGAGGGCUGGUGUGUUAUUCCUGAUGUGCUUAGUCCAGAGCAGACUAAGAAGACACUCGAUGAGCUCUGGUCCAUAGCCGAAUCAGCCAACAAGCGCGGCGAAGACACCUUUCUGCCAUUCCUGGACCCCAACGCAAGCAAUGUUCGAGUAUUCUACCUGUUGGAGCACGCAAUCUUUCGAGACUUGAUCCGACAUCCCACAGCUGUUCAGAUGGUCAAGAGCGUGCUAGGAGAGCAGUUUCUGAUCAGUAAUUUUACUGCGAAUAUUGCUAGACCAGGAAGCAAAUCGAUGGGCUUGCACUCGGAUCAGUCUCUCGUCACGCCUGAUCCAUGGACUCGAAUCGAGGCCAUGAAUGUCAUUUGGUGUUUGACUGAUGUGCAUUUCGAGAACGGCGCGACGUUGUACAUUCCUGGGUCCAAUAAGUGGCAGAGAAGAGGCGAUAUUCCGAAAGACGCGAAAGAGAGAUUGAGGCCGUUCGAGGCGAAAGCUGGCUCCAUUGUUGUUAUGGACGGCACAGUCUGGCACACAUCAGGUGCGAACGUUACCAAGGAUCAAGAUAGAGCUUUGUUGUUCGGAUACUACACCGCGCCACAUCUCCGCCAGCAGGUCAACUGGACGAGGAAGCUCAGUCCAGAGGUCAAGGAAUCUCUUUCGCCUGAAAUGGAAGAGUGGUUGGGCGUAGGUAGACUUACCGGAUCAGCACUUGAUGCAAUACUGACAAUUGAUGCAGCUCAGCGUGACGGCGAACCUGGGUGA
Pseudocercospora fijiensis CIRAD86 is the source of this 807-nucleotide messenger RNA. RefSeq lists its product as uncharacterized. NCBI's taxonomy places the organism in Eukaryota, Fungi, Ascomycota, Dothideomycetes, Mycosphaerellales, Mycosphaerellaceae. The transcript has a single exon. The record is from RefSeq and is a predicted model, not a curated record. The coding region runs from base 1 to 807 and encodes 268 amino acids.